GCAGGCGGCCUGUCAUCCAUCGCUAAACGACUCCCUAAUCGCAUCACCCAGAAGAACACACAAAAUUCCCAAUUUCUUAGAGUAAGAAAUUCCCAUUGUUUGCUUUUUUAUUUUGUUUUGCCCCAAUCUUUGUCUAUCCAUGGAGGUGCCAAGUUCAUGGGACGCCCUUCGCAAACAGGCGAGAAAACUUGAAGCUCAGUUGGAUGAGCAAAUGAAUUCUUAUCGUAAAUUGGUUUCUGCUAAAGCUUCUUCAAAAGCUGAUAAUGCAGAGAGUGACAUGGAGUCUUGGAUUGAGCGGUUACUAAAACAACUCCAACAAGUGAACUCACAGAUGCAAGCUUGGGUAUCAUCUGGUGGGUCAGAAAUGGUUUCUCAUACUUUGACAAGGCACCAAGAAAUUCUUCAAGAUCUCACCCAGGAGUUUUAUCGUCUACGAUCUAGUCUCAGAGCUAAGCAGGAACAUGCUUCACUCCUUGAUGAUUUUAAAGAGUUUGAUCGGACAAGAUUGGACUUAGAAGAGGGUGGAGGUUCUGCUGAGCAAGCACUACUAAGGGAGCAUGCUUCUAUCAGCAGAAGUACAGGACAGAUAGACAAUGUUAUUUCACAAGCACAAGCAACAUUUGGUGCACUUGUCACCCAGCGUUCAACUUUUGGAGGAAUCAAUUCAAAGCUCAGUAAUGUCAGCGGUCGCCUUCCAACGGUGAAUAACAUUCUGUCGGCGAUAAAGCGAAAGAAGUCGAUGGAUACAAUCAUACUUUCCCUUGUUGCAUCAGUAUGCACAUUUCUCAUUUUAAUCUACUGGUUGACCAAAUGAAAGUGUUGUUCUUUUGGUGGUUUCUUGUGUAUGUUGUAACUGUUGGAAAUUCACCUGAUCGCUUGGGAUUAAUCGUUUGUAUUAUCUUUUUGCUCACAAUUUUUUUUUUUUGUUAGUAGUGUUUUGUUGAUCAACCCUGUAGCUGAAAGUGUAAUGGUCUGUAGAGGUGGAAGGGUUACUCAUGCCAAAAGAUUCAAAAAGAUAUACAAAUUUGUUAGUAUUCUUUGAAAUU
Neltuma alba is the source of this 1046-nucleotide messenger RNA. RefSeq names its product Golgi SNAP receptor complex member 1-1-like. Gene Ontology annotation, cellular component: SNARE complex; cis-Golgi network; Golgi medial cisterna. Gene Ontology annotation, molecular function: SNAP receptor activity. The transcript has 5 exons. The coding region runs from base 140 to 814 and encodes 224 amino acids. Lineage: Eukaryota; Viridiplantae; Streptophyta; Magnoliopsida; Fabales; Fabaceae. The record is from RefSeq and is a predicted model, not a curated record. Gene Ontology annotation, biological process: vesicle fusion; endoplasmic reticulum to Golgi vesicle-mediated transport; inter-Golgi cisterna vesicle-mediated transport.